Molecule: messenger RNA, 579 nt
Organism: Anisakis simplex (herring worm)
Lineage: Eukaryota; Metazoa; Nematoda; Chromadorea; Rhabditida; Anisakidae
Source: the annotation of a GenBank genome assembly
AUGAAAAGUAAGAAAAAAAUUAAACAAAAGAAAUUUCAGUUGUUCUCAGCACGUGUACGCCCGUUGGUUCAAGCCGCAAAUCCAAAAGCACUCUCGGUGAAAGUGCAACAAAUUGUUCAAGCGAAGUACCGUGAAUAUCAGGAUGAGAUGGCAUCACAAGGACGUCCAAUCGGAGGGAAUUCGUCAAAAAAAUUGCGGUCAUCAAUUGGAAACGGUGAGAAGGUGGUGGCACCGAUCAAGAUUCGCAUCAGUGCCCGUAAGAAGAAACGUAAUGACGACGAUGACGAUGACACAAAUCAGGAUAGCGAUCAAGAAUUUGAACAUUUGCUUAAAGAACACGAGAAGCAGUUGGACGAAGAGGAACGCGAAAAGGAGGAAAGACGAGCGGCACGAAGCAAGAAAAAAGGAGGGAAGAAAAAAAAGAAAGGAGAAGACGGUUACGAGAAAUUAUUCGUAAGUGAGGAUCGACGCAGUCCUCUUAAAACGGGUUCAGAUGAUCAGUUGGAAACUAGGCCAAUGAUGGAAUUAACUGAAGCAGCGGCAGCAGCGGAUCUGAAACUAGUUGUUUACAUUGAUUAA